Molecule: messenger RNA, 1191 nt
Organism: Raphanus sativus (radish)
Lineage: Eukaryota; Viridiplantae; Streptophyta; Magnoliopsida; Brassicales; Brassicaceae
Product: bZIP transcription factor 2
Exons: 1
Coding region: 460-966 (168 amino acids)
Biological process (GO): positive regulation of DNA-templated transcription
Cellular component (GO): nucleus
Molecular function (GO): DNA-binding transcription factor activity; transcription cis-regulatory region binding
Source: RefSeq, a predicted model, not a curated record
UUCAUCAAAAACCUCUUUCCCCUUCACACAUAUUUUCUUCCUUAUCUCCAAAAUCUUAUUAUUUUGUUAUCUGUUUGCUCUAUAUAUUUAGAGAUCUCCUCUGUUUCUUUUCGAUAACAUAUUCAAAAAUAGUACUAUUCCUCCUCUGUUUCUCUGUUAUAUCAUUAAAAACUGAGAAUUUGAUGAUCGGAAACUGAUGACUCCCGUUCUCUGCGAAAUCUUGCUCUCGGGGCUCACGGUUAAAUCUGCUCUCUGCCGUAGAACCCAUCUCGUUCAAUCUUUCUCCGUCGUCUUCCUUUACUGGUUUUACAACGUUUCAUGAAUUGCUGAAAACUCCCCAAAAUAAUCUUUAAAUUAAUUAUUACAUCAUAUAUUCACUAUUUUCAGACAAAUCUAAAACCAACCAAACAAAAAAAAUCUGUCCCUUUUUCUUGUUCUUUGUAAUUUUAUUGUAAUAAAAUGGCGUCAUCAAGCAGCACAUACCGGAGCUCGAGCUCUUCCGACGGCGGGAAUCCCUCUGACUCCGCCGUCACCGUCGACGAGCGGAAACGUAAGCGAAUGUUAUCGAACCGAGAAUCUGCUCGUAGAUCAAGGAUGCGCAAACAGAAACACGUCGACGAUUUAACGGCUCAGAUCAAUCAGCUUUCAAGCGACAACCGUCAGAUCUUGACGAGCCUCACCGCCACCUCUGAGCUCUACAUGAAGAUCCAAGCCGAGAACUCCGUCUUGACCGCUCAGAUGGCGGAGCUAAGCACCAGACUCGAGUCGUUGAACGAGAUCGUCGAUCUCGUCACCACGACCAACGGUGGUGUCGAUCAGAUCGACGGCUGUGGGUUCGAUGAUCGAACGGCUGGGAUUAAUUGCGACGGAUAUUACGAUGAUAUGAUGAUGAGUGGCGUUAAUCAUUGGGGUGGUUCGGUUUACUCUAACCAACCAAUCAUGGCUAAUGAUAUCAAUAUGUUUUGAAUUAAAAUUAAUUAUAAAAACUAGUAUUAUUGCCCCUUUUUAUUUUAAUUUAGCUUUUUUGUGAUUUUGGGUUGGUGUGGAGAUGUAACUAAAGUACAUGCAUCUUUGAUUGUUUGGAAGGAUAAAUAAACUUAUAUAUGUUGGGGGCAUAUAUAUAGGCUGUCCUUUUGUAAUGUAUUGGUGUGUGCUUUUGGUUUAUUUUAUAAAUUAUGAAUUUGAAUGUUA